Brienomyrus brachyistius is the source of this 2684-nucleotide messenger RNA. RefSeq names its product endothelin 2 (gene edn2). Gene Ontology annotation, cellular component: extracellular region. Gene Ontology annotation, molecular function: hormone activity; endothelin B receptor binding. Gene Ontology annotation, biological process: intracellular calcium ion homeostasis; regulation of systemic arterial blood pressure by endothelin; vein smooth muscle contraction. Lineage: Eukaryota; Metazoa; Chordata; Actinopteri; Osteoglossiformes; Mormyridae. Bases 598 to 1122 code for a protein of 174 amino acids. The transcript is spliced from 4 exons. The record is from RefSeq and is a predicted model, not a curated record.
GAGCCAAAGCUAUCAGUCGUACCUUUGAGGUUGCAGAUCAAUCUGUGUUGUAAACACCGCACUGCAGAUAUUUACAAUGGCUCUAUCCUUAGUCACAGUGCUGACUCUCGCUGUCACCAUCUGCGUGACACCAGAAGAAGGUAGGUGUCCUCUUCUUACUCUGCUGCUGCAGUGACACAUGCUCUUGAUUAGUCACAAGUGUCAGGCUCCUUCAUGCUUCAUGCAUCAAUUACAGACUGAGCUCAUGCAUUGAAGAGGCGUCGGAAAUAAUGCCUUCGAUCUUUAAAAUUUGUAGAAUGACUGCAGGUGAAGAACUUUGCUUCUGUGCUGAACGCGUAUAGUGAAGGAGCUAAGUGUGUCAGGGCAGGAAGCAGGGACUGGCUUAUCUGAUAGAUGUCGUUAAAGGAGCCAGCAUGCUUGAUACCUCUAAGUGGGGGGUCACAGUCAGUAUUUAUUCCUUCCACCUCUGAUCGCAGUUUGUUAUCUGGGAAAUUGCAGUAAAAUACUGGUCUCUGCCAGGGGGGCCUUGACAUUUACCACUCCGUGACUCAGAUAAACUCCAUAAAGCUAAAGAUAACCCAGUACUUUGAUGGACACAUGACACAUUUUAGGCUUUGUCUGCCUGGGAUUCACACUUGUUUACUGAUUGCUGGGUAUAAUCCAUCACCAUGGACAAUGUAUGUAACGAAUAUAUCUGCACACAUGACUUGGAUCAUUCUGCAGGUUCUGCUCAUGCACAUCCUCUCCACAGGUGCAGGUCUCCCUGUCCCCAGGGAGCACGCGGUCCACAGCCAUCCUGCUGCUCACCGGAUCCGGGCCAAACGCUGCUCCUGCAGCAACUGGCUCGACAUGGAGUGCAUCUACUUCUGCCACCUGGACAUCAUCUGGGUCAACACGCCCAGUAAGACUAUCCCCUACGGCCUGGGAAGCCCCCUGUCUAGAAGGCGCCGCUCUGCUGGCCGCUGUGAGUGUGUCGACUCCGACGACAAGGCCUGUGCUGCCUUCUGCUACCAAAGCACUGAAGAUCCUAUCCCACUUCUGGUGAGACCAAGUCACCGGGAUGCCAACGUUCCACUUGCACCUCGCUCUAGCCUGCUGUCCGCCCUCAGGCUGGCAGGCUAGGGCAGAGCCCUUGGGAAGAUACCUCCGAAGGUUUGCCGUCCUCUCACCAGAUGGAGCGGGGAGGUUGAUGAGAAGAAUGAGCAUCUGAUCAAAGGCGACUCUUCCCAGGAAGUGGAGCCAAGAACAAGAAAAAAAGUUGUGACUCCAGAAAGAUACCAGGAGAUACAGCGCUAUGGAGCCAAGGAAGCAGGGGACCUUCAGAGUCAUGUGACUCCUGCUCUGUGAAGCUCAGGUGUAAUGCAAGGCCUCACUCCUCCAGAGAUGGUGACGCUCAUCAUGAGAACUGGCUAAAAAGGCCCCCAAGCAGGGGGGUGUCUGUCAGGUGGAGGAGGCCAUCUCUGUAGCAGGAAGGCAGAGAGGACAGACAUGGCAUCAGUGGCCAUUGUGGACGUCGUGCUUUGGUGUGUGCAGUUAGCAUGCAGCAGUGAGUUUUGACUACGGAGUUUGGCUUUGAGGCCCCUGACCAGGGAUGGCCAGUGUCCAUUGACCAAGCCAAAGAGCCGGUACCAAGAGUGUAAGUCAGUACAGCACCAUGGUAAAUUAUGGACUUUUAGUCUAUAAAAGGGUUUUAAUGUGUUAUAUGUCAAGUGGUUAUACUACAAUGUCACUCCUGCAGUUUGGAAAUGUUGAGUAUGGGUGUGUGUGUGUGUGUAUAUUUGUGUGUGUAUACAUUACAUUGUGGUGACCAAAUCUCCACAAUGUGAUAAAAAUCCAUUAUUUUGACUCUGUGGGACCAUUUCUUCAGGUCCCACAAGGGAGACUCAGUUUAUAAAAAUCUGUGACUGUAAUCAACAAAAACUACAAGUGGCAAAAGUCUCGUAUUUUGUUUGGUUACUUGCGAUUAUAAGGAUGGGGCUGGGUAGCCAUAGCUUUAGGGUUUUUCCCCAUAGAAACAUUCAUGUCAGACACUUUAUGGGUCUCCAGUAUGAAGGAUAUCAUAACUUGCUUUCUGUCACAAAACACUAAAGUAAUCCUUAACGUUUAGGUCUGACUAAAGCUGAUCUCUUCAAAAGUGCUUAUUGCUAAGGAGGUAACAGUAUAGUACAGGGCAAAUGCUAGAUUUCACAUCAAACAAAUCAAGAGAUGUGAGACAGCGAAUUAUCUGUCAGCAUCAGAGAUCAGUGAUCAGUGACAUUUAACAGUGAUCACACCUUCACCUGCACUGCCGAGCUCUUGCUUGUUCUUGCCUGUUUGGGUUUUCAGUAUGUUUGUCUUAUACCUUCACUUAUGUUACUGUUUCAUUUUGUCAACAGGUUCUCUAAUGUACUUGUGGUCAAAUGAUGAAUUUAUCCUUCAGAACACUGCCGGUCAUUCACAGGGGACAGCUUGUGGGGUAGAGAUGGCUGCUUAUGCCUGGGUUACUGUGGUUGGGUUUCUGCCUCUCUUAGCUGUCUGCUGCCUGUACCCCCCCCCCACCCUCAUUUUUAAUGAGGCUUUCUGUGCCUGGGUCUCGCGUCCACCAAGUUAGCACAGAUGUUUAUUUAAUUACCUGAUCUCAUAAAAACAUAUUUAUUCUGUUCCUGUGUAGAAGGAAUGUAUUUAUUUUAAUAAUAUGAUUUUAA